Molecule: messenger RNA, 1635 nt
Organism: Cladocopium goreaui
Lineage: Eukaryota; Dinophyceae; Suessiales; Symbiodiniaceae
Source: the annotation of a GenBank genome assembly
AUGCCAGCACAGUCGUCCAAUGCCGUGCAACUGCAACAGUGUCAACACUGUGAAGCUCCUGAGGGGCCGGCCAGUUUUGAGGAAUUCUCAACAUGGCCAAAGGCAAUAGUGCAAAAACUGUUUGCGAGAGGCGAUGGGAAUGAUGAUGUUCGUUUGAAUCGGGUGAGGUCUCUUUGCGCUGGUGGCCUACAGGUCUACUCGGACUAUAGUGGAAUGGCUGGCGAAUAUGAGUUUCUUUUCCAAUUGGGAGAAGCUCUGAGUCCCAAAGUGAACUUCACGGUGAUGCACAGACGCUUUUGUGACAUCAGCAGAGUUUCUCAAUUCAUUUUGAAACAGAUUGCCCAGACAGAAGUUGAUGAUGAGCCUUGCGUUAUGUGCGACAUCAACAGCAGACUUCCUAAGCAUGCACUUUCUUGGCUGGAUGCCGCGAUGCCAUCGCCUGAAGACAGUGCAGAGUCCAGUGCAGCCAGCUAUCGCUCUAUGGAGAGAUAUUUGAUGGAGAACAGGCAUACAAUUUUUCCCAAUGCCACAACAGAUUGGUGUGUUGUGCACAAUCGCCGCUGUAGCUUGUUUCCUGAGAGCUGCCAACCCGAUGAUGACCAGCUGCAACCGUUGGUUAUGAACUUUGCUGGAACCACUUGCCGUGGUUGGAGCUCGGCCGGUAAGAGCCGGCAUUUCAGCGAUCCUUCAGAGAGACCACAUGCUGUUUGGGUCACUGAGAGGCGUUAUCGCGCUGAAGAGUUGCAAGAAGCACUUUUCUUUUCUGAGUGUACGCCAAGAUACCCUGUAGAGGUGACAGUGAGGGAGAAGCUGCAGAAACCACUCGAGGAGAGCCACCGCGUUCUUUCAGUAAUCCUUGAACCAUCCAUGCUCGGGUGGCCUGUUCGGCGCAAAAGAAUGUUUUCUGCUGGACUCAGUCGGGCACAAGUGGCAUGGCUGGGACCUGACAAUGGUGAUGACAUCUUGUCAGAUUUCUUAGAUUUUUUCAAGGUGUCAAUGAAAGUUGAUGGUGGCAUAUUUCUAGUUUGCACUGACGAAGAUGUGAGUGUGGAGGAGAGGAAGAUGGCCCGGGCCCGUGGACAUGGGUUUGCUACUUCCGGUGCCAAGCUGGAGAAACACCAAUACCUUGCACCAGGCCAGCUGGUGCGCCUUGAGAACUACGAGAAAAUUUACGCAGAAACUGGCAUGACUGAUCAAAGCUUCUUUGCAGAUUUGGAUCAGAAUGUGACAGGUGCGAGCACUGCAGGAAGCAUGAUUCCCAGCCUACUGACGCAUGGAACUAAGUACGCCUUGCAUGCAGGCCGUGUUGUAUGCCCAGAUGAGCUCUAUGUAUCGCAUGGAUACAACGUUGUGCCAUUGCCCAAGAACUCUGCAGCCAAAAGUUGCCGAAUCAAAAGCUUUUUGAAACAAAUGCCGACAAAUCAGCGGCUACAUCUUCUGGGAAAUGCGUGGCAUCUUCCAGUAGUCAGUGCAUGGUGUCUGUACGUACUGUCACAUUGCGUGUGGGUCAACAGAAACAUGACAGUGCAACCGGAACGGUCUUUGCUUCGCAAGGGCGGCUCACGGUUAUGUGAGUUGGAUUGGGAUCAGUCGCCAGAAAAAAAACGCAAAGAAACGGCCGACGACAACCAGUAG